Molecule: messenger RNA, 1239 nt
Organism: Galdieria sulphuraria
Lineage: Eukaryota; Rhodophyta; Bangiophyceae; Galdieriales; Galdieriaceae
Exons: 1
Coding region: 832-1101 (89 amino acids)
Source: RefSeq, a predicted model, not a curated record
AAGAGUAGGUUUGUCUAGAUACUAUAAUUGGAAUUUCUUUUUGAAUUUCGGAGGCACUGUAGAGUUGACUGUAGGAAAGUCAGUCGUUACCUACUGUGAACUUAGAGCCAGAAUUGGGAGAAAAGACAGCUUGACUGGAAAAAAUCCUACAAAUGAAGAGAAAAGCAGCACUAAAGAAGAAGAAUAGCUCAGAAAUAGCAACAGAUGGUCUGCGCACCUUUGUAUCUAUAAACAGACGACAGAUGACAAAUUCUUAAAUACAAUUUUGAAAAGGAUAAGUAAAAUAGUGAAGGUAGGGUGAAAGUGUGGAGAAAAAAAGUGAAGGAGAGGGCAAAAAAACCGAUCCAGGUAAGAAGGAAGAAGGAAGCGAGGAAGAGGAAGAAGCGAAAGAGAGGACAUAUUUCCCAUACUCAACAUCCACAUUAUUCUACUCAUUAUCGGCAUCCCUACCGUAUCAAUGUUGUUUUUUGAAUAUACAUUUAUAAUUAUAUGCAAAUGUUGAAGAGAAGGAACACUUUUCUGCAGGGGAUAUCGUUUUAUAUAAAGUGAGACUUUUGAAUAUACAAAUGAUUAAAUUUGGGUAGGCUAUUUACAGUGUUUGCUUUCUUAUUUAUAGUUACUUUGAUAGAUAGUUAGUUGUAGACUCAUCUACUCAUCGUGAAUUGAGUCAAAAUUUUGAGUUUUGAUUGCUGGCUUAUACACUUCUUGUUUCACGCUUUCUGGCAUAAACUAUGAAAUGUACUUUACACUGGAACACCGACUAGCCAGUUUAAUAGGAUUCCUGUAGCACCAGAAUAUAACUGACAAGAGUGGACUAUAAGCUUCUCAAAAAUGGCUCAAAAACUUGAAUUUACUCUGAACCUCCUGAAAGUUCCCAAGCCAGAGGACACAAAAAGCUGUUUUCAAAAAAUUACAACUGAAAGAAAUGGACAUUUCAAAGCUAGUCUUAGUGCAAUAAUUCCUUCAAGUACAGGACACUUUGAAAAGAAGAAACAAUCUACUGGUUCCAUAUCGAGUGAUCCAAGAAGUAUCUUUUCUAAAGGAGAAAUAGACAAUAGCUCAUUGAAGAUUCCAAGAAAUAUUCUUGGAAUCAGUAUUUGAAAAGUAUUCUCGUCAAUAGGAUAUCGAUAUAAUCUCAUUUCUGUAACAGCAUCAUAUAAAAAAUAUUCCGAGGUCAAUCUGUCAUAUACUUUAAACGGUAUACGAUAGAGCGCCAUCAUUAAAAGUACAUCAAAAACA